Molecule: messenger RNA, 7517 nt
Organism: Monodelphis domestica (gray short-tailed opossum)
Lineage: Eukaryota; Metazoa; Chordata; Mammalia; Didelphimorphia; Didelphidae
Gene: P2RY8
Product: P2Y receptor family member 8
Biological process (GO): phospholipase C-activating G protein-coupled receptor signaling pathway; positive regulation of Rho protein signal transduction
Cellular component (GO): plasma membrane
Molecular function (GO): G protein-coupled receptor activity
Source: RefSeq, a predicted model, not a curated record
AUCAACCUACCUAUCCAUCCAUCCAUCUGUCUAUUAAUCCAUCCAUCUACUUCCAACCUACAUACUACCUAUUUAUGUCUAUCUAUCUAUAUGUCUAUCUGCAUGUCUGUCUAUCUACUUACCUACCUACCUACUACCUAUCUAUUUCUCUAUCUGUUUACCUGUUAUUUAUCUGUAAAUAACAGGUAAACAGAUAUCUAUCAGCCUCUACCUAUCUGAUUCUCUAUCAUAUCAUCUAUCAUAAGCUCCUUGAGGGCAGAGACUUUCACUCUUAUCUUUGUAUCUCUGGUACCAAACAAAGUGCAUGGCACACAGUAGAAAUGUAAUGCAUAUUUAUUGGUUAAUUGAUAUUUCGCUUUUACAAGACCAAGGAAAAUAUUGAUAAGAUUUGCUAGCUAAGUAUAUUCAAACUAGAUACAAGCUAGGAUGUUUCCCAAGAUGCAUUUCAUCUUCUAGGUUAGCGACAAAGCCAUACUAACAGGUAAAAAAGAGAGCAUCUUUGCAGAAGUAAGAAUUUCAUACUGAGGAAAACCUUUACUUCAAGACUACUUCCUAGUCCAGUGGACUCUAUCCACCUGAACUCAUUAAAUUGCUGAUCUCUCAGUUAAUAUUCAUAGUGUCCCAUAGUGAAAAGUGCUACAUGGUGUCACCACAUCUGGAGAAACUUAACAUGACAUUAGUCAUUUGCGGAAAAGCGUUUAGGGGGUAUGGCUGGUAUAUAACCUGUUUUCCACAUCACAAUAUUCUUCUGAGAAUCCUUAUAUGAUGACUGUGAUUUAAGGGCCCAGAGAAGGUGAACUGCGAUUCAUUACAGUAUCCCUAAUGCAAUUCACUCAUCAUUCAUUUGCUCAUGCAGUGACCAUUUAUUAAGUCCUGAUAGUAUGUGCUUGUGGAGAUGGAAGAGGGAAGGACUGUAAGGAGAAUGCAAAAACAGUCAAAAUGUUGUCUGUCUUCAUGUAAUUUGCAGCCUAGUAAGGGAGAUAGAACAGAUACACAAAUAUGAACUAACAAUCAUCUUCGUCUUCAUAAAAAUAGUAAUGGAGAAGAAUAGACUAUCAUGAACAUUCAAAUGGUACAGAAUGCUAUGCAAAGACUAAAGAAAGAUAAUUCUUAACUGGGGGGGAUUGAAGAGGACUUCCUAGAAGUAGUAAAUGAAGUUGGUCUCAGAAUAUGUUUUCUUUAUUUCAAUAUGUUUUCUCUAUUUCAAUUUCACUCCAAUAAAGGGUAGGGUCUAGACAUGAUUAUAUUAGUAAAGAGAACUCUGAAGGUGAGGAAAAUCCUUCUAUGAUAUACCUUCUCUGCAAUUUAUAAUCUUAGAGAAUUACUGAGAACACUGAUAGACCCAGGACCACAGAGCCAAAUAUUGGUGACACAUAGUGUCAGAGGUGAGACUUGAACCCAAAGAAUCAUGAAAGUCUACUCUAUGCAAGAUAUUUUGCUAAAUGCUAUGGAUAUUAAUUAGUAAUCAAUUGAUAAUAAGUAAUAAUAAUUAAUAUUUAGUAGUAAUUGAUCAACAAGCAUUUAUUAUAUCCCAAUCAAUGUGCUAGGCACUGGGGAUAUAAAGAGAAAAAAAAGAACCAAUUCCUUCUUUCAAGGAUCUUUGAGAGACAAAACAUGUUCAUAUAUAUGUAAUCAUAUGCAGAAUAAUGACAAAAGAAAUGUUACUGCUUUUCAGUCCCACUGAGUCUUUGUGACUGCUUUUGAAAUUUUCUUGGCAAAGAUACCAGAGUGAUUUAGUCAUUUCCUUCUCCAGAAACUGAGGCUAACAAGGUUAAGUGACUUGCCUAGAGUCACAUGUCUGAAGACAGAUUUGAACUCAGGUUUUUCUGACUUUGAGCUUGGUACCCCAUCCUCAAUACCACCUAUAAGAUUGUUAAAUAGAAGAUAAAGGAGGAAAAGUACUUGUUGUAAGAGGAAUCAGGAAAGGCUUCAUGUAGAAAGAGAUGCUUGAAGUGAGAGAUCUUAUGAGGUGGAGUUUCACAGAUGGAAAACAACCAAUGCAAAGGCACAGAGAUAGAUGGGUGCCAUGGAUGAGGAAUGGAGAAAAAGCCAGCUACAAGUUAUUAUUUUGGUUAAAAAAAAAAAAACCUCAGCUUCUGUCUUAGAAUCAAUAAUGUAUAUUGAUCCAAGGCAGAAGGGUCUGAGGCUAGAUUUGAACUCAAGUCACUGUUUUAUCCACUCGGUCACCAAGCUGCCUUCAGGGAGAUGUAAUGCUAUCAGCAUUCUUUGUUUCACUGGGUUUUUGUACACUUUGUAAACUUGAAAGUCCUCUUCUGCUGUAGGUUGUCAUCCUUUCCACAGAUGGAAGAGGUUGGUGUGGUGCAGUGGUAAAAGCAUCUGACCACAAGUGAGGAGAUCUCAGCCGGAGAUGUGCUUCCACACUUACUGGCUGUGUGAUGCUAGACCGGUUACUUCAACUGUGAGGUCCUCCUUCCUCAUCUGUAUAAACAUCUCUAAGACUUUCAACUGACCUCAGGAUAUGAUCCCUCUUUUGUGGAGAGAUCUACAGUCUUGUGAAUUAUGAAUAGCAACAUAUCCCAGCCAGAUAACGAAACAAUAAUAAUGCUUGGGAACCCAACCAUUGGCGUGGCCCUCCCCAUCGUGUACUCAGUGGUGGCUCUCAUCAGCAUUCCUGGGAAUUUCUUUUCCCUCUGGAUCCUUUGCUGCCACACCAAACCCAAAUCACCUUCGGUCAUCUUCAUGAUCAACCUGUGCAUCACUGACCUCAUGCUGGCUGUGGCCCUCCCUUUUCAGAUCUUCUAUCACCUGAACAGCAACAACUGGCCCUUUGGGAAGUUCCUCUGCAACCUGGUAACAGUGGUCUUCUACACCAACAUGUACUCCUCCAUCCUGACCAUGACCUGCAUCAGUGUCGAGCGGUUCCUGGGCGUCGUGUACCCCUUGACUUCCACCAGGUGGAGAAGGAAGAGAUAUGCGGUUCUGGCUUGCCUGGGCAUAUGGCUCCUUCUCUUACUUGCUUUGUCUCCCUUGGCCAUCACAGACCUGACCUAUGAAGUGAAAGCUCUGGGUAUUGUCACCUGCUUUGACGUCCUCAAGUGGAAUAUGUUGCCCAGCCUUGCCAUGUGGGCCAUCUUCCUCUUCACCCUGUUCAUUUUUCUCUUCUUUAUACCCUUCAUCGUGACCGUGGCCUGCUACAUCGCCACCAUCCUCAAGCUGAUUCGAACUUCUGAAAGGUACGGGAAUGGGCAGAAGAGCCGGUCCAUCUGUCUUGCUGGCAUCGUCCUCCUCGCUUUUGUCACCUGCUUUGCCCCUAACAAUUUUGUGCUCCUCGUGCACAUGAUCAGCCGCCUCUACUUCCACAAGAGCUACUACCACAUCUAUAAACUCACCCUCUGCCUCAGCUGCCUCAACAACUGCUUGGAUCCCUUCAUCUACUACUUUGCUUCCAAAGAGUUUCAUCAGAAAUUAAAGAAGUUCCUGGGUAAAAAUGCACUCUUCAGUGAUAGCUCAGAGGCCAGAAGGGAAAGUUUAUUCUCUGCCAGGACGCUUUCGGCCAGAUCAAUGUCAAGUGGGCAGGUGGAAGGGUCAGCUGGAGGCAGCCGGGCCUGCUUGAAAAGACAGGAAAGUUUAUUUUAACAGUGAGCAAGAAGGGCAAAAAAAGUUGAUGCCUGUGGGAGGUGAGUGUGAAGGAAUUAAACUAAAAAGCCCAUCUCUUUCAGGUCUGAAAAAAGCUUGGCAGUAGGACUCGGUUCUUGAGGGGGUGGCUAAAAUUUGAGCCAAAGAAAGGAUGCCCGUUACAUCAGGCACAGAAUACCCUAUGGACUUUAGAAAGAUGGAUUCCUGAAAAGAAAAAGAAGAAAAGCAAAGCAGUAUGAAAUAACCAGUCUAGUUCUCUGAGUAAGAAGUCGGAGACUGAAGGCUUUUGAACCCAGAAAGGGAGGGAAGAAUUUUUUUCUUCCUUCCAGGCAGCUAUUCACAGACUCAGCUACUCUCCUGCCUCUAGUCUCCACUAGAGAUUCUCCCAGCAAUACUGUGCUUAUAAUAAGCCUUUUGACUAUGUUCAUAGCCAGAUGUAUUCUCUCCUCCUGCCCCUGGCCUGGGCAUGAGGGGGUUGGACUGGAUGACCUCUGAAAUCCCUUCCAGCUCUAAGGCUAUUAUCAUAAGAACUAUGUGCUCAAAUAGCCGGUUUCAAUUGGGUCACUAUGGCAUAGGGAAUAUGGAAAAAUGGGCAUUUUUGUGAGUGGUAAGGGCAUUCGUCAGGCCCAGUCACCCUUAAAGACCAAGCUACCACACAAGCAAUCUUGUGUUCUAGUCACGAGCAAUCAAGUGUUCACCAACAGCUGACAAGAUGACCCACAAGACCAGAUUAAGUGUGUUGUGGUCCAUUUCAGCAGCCAUGGGAGGACUUGGUCUGAAAGUUCCUUCUUUUGCAUUUGAUACAUCUCUGAGAAAACAAGAGAAAAAUGAAUGCUGAAUAGGAUCUCCAAGUAUAUACAGUCAGAGGCAUCGUUUUGUGUUGAAUCAGCCUCCAUUAAUGGAUCUGACAAUUCUCAGCCUCAUAUACCCAAUGGUAAAAUCAGCCCACUUGUGUGCUACCAGGCCCUUUAUUGUGGUUUGAGUUUCCUGACCUCUGUCUUUCUAUACUCAAAUCUUCCUCUUUCUGAAAGGUGCCAAACUGUGACACUUAAAAUAAUAACACAGAAAUGAACUAAGCUGACCUCACUGAAAGUUAGUGCGGUUGGACUGGACAAUGAAAAAGGGGGGAAAAGAAGGAUAGCUAACAGGUAAGUGAACCAAAGGAAGAUUCCACUCUCUGCUUGCAGAAGCCCUAGAGUUAGGAUUAUAUUAAGUGCAAGACCCAGCUCUACCAAAAUGGUAGUACAAAGUAAGAGGCAUAAAAAGGAAGAAAAAAAUGGCAGAGAAGGGAAAAGAUUCAACCCAUGAUUUCACCUGUAUAUAGAACUCUUAAUAAAUUCACAAACCUCCUAAUCCAGGAAUUUUUCCAUGGCAGGCCAAAGAACAGGAUAAAUGAGAACAGAGCAGGGCAUUUCUGAUUAACCAUCAUGGAACAGCUGAAGGAAAUGGACCUAAAUUGGGAUUAGAGAAAUAUAAUCCUUGGAGGCAAAGGACACCGAACUGAUACUCAGAAAUACCUGGGUUCUAGUCUCAGAUACACCACUGACAUACACUAUAACCCUGGAGAAGUCACAGGGCAGGCCUGGAUUAUUAUUUUACUCCAUGAUAAGCCAGCUGUGGAAGUACUGCUUAUUUGUCCAGAAUUGACUGUCACGGAAUCUAUACCUUGUUUUAAGUCAUUUGUCUGAAAGGGAACCCUGUCCUCCAAAAGAGUUUCCUCAUCUUAAAAUGAAAAGAUUAUCCUAGAAGCUCUCUGAGGCUGCUAUGCUUUAUGACCACAACUGUGGUCCUUCUUCUUUACAGGCAAUACUUUGGCUGAAGUCUGUGGACUUUUAUAAGGAUUAGUUAUCAUAUAAGUCACAAAUAAAUUGAGAUGGGCCAAUGUUUGAGUGUCAAUUUAUGUUGCUUGAAAAAUGUCUGGGAUUGUGGGUGCAGGAGAAUGUUCUGUUGCUAUUGACUUUACACCAAUUUAGAACAUGGAAAAAUCUUAUAGUAUUGGAUGAGGGUUGGGAGAUGGAUAUCAGGACAACUGAGUCUGUGUCCCAGGGAGCUGAUAUCAAAGGAGCAGGUGAUGCUGACGCUGCUUAUUCUGAAUUAAGACCAGCCUCCCUUCCUUAGUGACAGGGCCACCACCUUCCAAGAGCAGCAUCUCUCUCAUGCUCCUCUGGUGAUUCCUUUUGCCAUUACUGCAUUGGGACUGACCAAGAAGAAUUGCCAUCUGUCACAUUGCCAAGACUGAAGAUUUAACAUCUAUGGGUUGACCAAGAUUGGCAAGGCAACCUGGGUCAGGAACAAUGAACUUGCCCCUGAUGCUGGAUUUCCCAGUGUAUACCUCUGAAAAUGAGGCAAGAGCAAAACACGAUAUUAGUUUGGAUAGAAUUUUACCAAGUGUUCAAGCCAAAGAAGCCUUCGCCUAGUUUUCAAGUCACACUAGAAAAAUAGCAUGGCCCUGUGGCAAACCCUAUAAAUAAACAGCAUGCUAGGCAUGUGUAUGUUCUUGGGAAAGGGGGGAAGGGGGCAAGGGGAAGCAUACUCACCCAAUCAACAAAAAAUUGUGUAAAAUAGAUGUCACCUGUUCUGCAACACAAAAUACAAUUGGAAAAACCUUGAUAUGGCCAAACCUGUUGUGGUGUGACUUUGGUGCCAGAAUAAAAGCCUUUCCAUUUUGCAUCCUGUUCCUUUAUUUUAAAUGCUAAUGUUGUCUAUAUGUUAUUAUCUAUAGCAGACAUUCUUUCUAUUUGCUUUGGGUGUUUAUGCCCAAGGCCUACCAUUGGAAACAAAAGGAAAAGUUUAACCAACUUUAGAACCACAGAGAAAAAGGAGAAGGGUCAAGAGGAGUGGAAAGAUUAGGCAUGUCUAGAUGCACUCUCAUGGUCAACCAACUGUGGAAGGUCCGCUUGUUUGGCCAGAAUUGAUUCUUGAAGAAGCUCUGCCUUGGGUCAAGUCAUUUGGUUGAAUGGAGCCCUAUCCACCAAAAAAAAGUCCUAGAGUUCAUUUAUACUUAGGUGAUUGGGAAAUGCAGGAGUUCAGUUUGGUCCACUUUCAACAAGGUACAGUAGAUAUACCACCCCAAUGUAAAAGAUAGAAAGAUCCAUCUAUAUAGAUAUAUUUAUAUCUAGAUAUCUAUUGAUAUAUAGAUAUCUGUAUGGAUAUACAAAUCUAUAUAGCUAUAACAUAAACCUUCAGUAUGUAUGUGUAUGUAUUCUAUAUACACACCUAUUCCAUAUAGAGAGAAUAUGUAUAUUCUAUAUAUCGCUUUAAAGAGGCUAGUGCAGAAUCUACAGAAAAAUUACUAUGGCCUUUUCCCUUGAUGUUGUAGAAAAAGAAAUGGAAAUGAAAUGGGAAGUCCUGGGUUCCAGGCUGGACUCCAUCCUCAUGACUUUAGCUGAUCAUCACAUCCUCAUCCAGAAAAUGGGAAUAAUAAUGGUGGCUCUGCCUACCUCACAGGGUUAUGAGGUAUAUAAUUGAAAAUCUGUUUCCCUAAAAAAAGAACUACAUAUCCCAAGAGCCCGCUGACUUCCUGUCAUUACAUACUUCCUGUAGACAGAGGAUAAAGGGAGUGGGCAUUGAGGCUCUUCCUCUUUUAUUUUUGGCAUGAUGUAGAAUCAGCAAUGAUGGUGGUGAGUGGGAAUUUUGAAAAUGGCUAACUAGCCACCGGCACAUAGUUUUUAUUUUGUAUCCUCUUUAUUCCUUGAUUUCUAAUGAUAUUUGGUAAACCUCAGUAAAAUAUAAUAUUUUUAUUAUUUGAGAUCAAAUUUUAAAUUUUGCAGAGGACUGAAUGAGAUCUAAUGCUUUCUAAAACAGGAUGUUCUAUACUAAUUCAAAUAAAUAUUCAUUCAUUUAACAGGCCUUUCAUUUCAUUAAGCCUCUACUUUAGUUGGCCCUUCUCAAAGAAUCAGGACAAAAUGACAAAAACCAAA